This is a messenger RNA of Manis javanica (Malayan pangolin), 2763 nucleotides long. RefSeq names its product ST6 N-acetylgalactosaminide alpha-2,6-sialyltransferase 6 (gene ST6GALNAC6). Gene Ontology annotation, biological process: ganglioside biosynthetic process; oligosaccharide metabolic process. Gene Ontology annotation, molecular function: alpha-N-acetylgalactosaminide alpha-2,6-sialyltransferase activity. NCBI's taxonomy places the organism in Eukaryota, Metazoa, Chordata, Mammalia, Pholidota, Manidae. The record is from RefSeq and is a predicted model, not a curated record.
CUCAGAAGCCUGCCUCCUUCCGCACCAGGUCAGGGGAUCUGGCCCCCUGGAAGCACUUAGGAAACGCCCCAGCUCAGAGAUUUCCUUGGGACCCCUGCCCUGCCCCUGGUGGGAGAAUCUGAGGCCUCCUAGUGAAAGGACACAGCUCAGGAUGGGAAGUAAAUUCCUCCACCGCACGUCAUCUGCCUGGUCCUUGGUCACAUUCCAGGAACCUUGCCAGUUAAAUUCCUUAUUAACUCUGGAGUCGGUUAUACUGCAAGAAAGGAAGGUGGGGGCCGCCCCAGGCUCUCUUUCCCUCAUUUCUGUUGCCUUACCUGUGAAGUGGGACAAGCAGAUCCACCAACAGACCGCAAGGGCUUGCUGCCCCUGACAGGCAGAUGAAGACGAUCCCUGGCUGGUCUGGGACUCAUUCAGGGCCUGCUGAAGCCUCUCAGAGGACCCCCUUCCCAGCCUCUGCAGUUCCUGCAGCUUCUAGGAGGUAUAACCCCACAUCCCUGCCCCCUGGGCCACCUGCAGCCCGCUGGAGAGAGAUGAGUAGCAACAAAGAGCAGCGGUCAGCAGUGUUCGUGAUCCUCUUUGCUCUCAUCACCAUCCUCAUCCUCUACAGCUCCAACAGCGCCAGUGAGGUCUUCCAUUACGGCUCCCUGCGGGGCCGCAGCCGCCGGCCUGCCGACCUCAAGAAGUGGGGCAUCGCUGACGGCUAUGUCCCCAUUCUUGGCAACAAGACACUGCCCUCCCGGUGCCACCAGUGUGUGAUUGUCACCAGCUCUAGCCACCUGCUGGGCACCAAGCUGGGCCCUGAGAUCGAGCGGGCCGAGUGCACAAUCCGUAUGAACGAUGCGCCCACCACGGGCUACUCAGCCGAUGUGGGUAACAAGACCACCUUCCGUGUAGUGGCCCAUUCCAGCGUAUUCCGUGUGCUGCGAAGGCCCCAGGAGUUCGUCAACCGGACCCCUGAAACCAUAUUCAUCUUCUGGGGCCCCCCAAACAAGAUGCAGAAGCCCCAGGGCAGCCUCGUGCGUGUCAUCCAGCGGGCAGGCCUGGUGUUCCCCAAUAUGGAGGCCUAUGCUGUCUCUCCCAGCCGCAUGCGCCAAUUUGACGACCUCUUCCGGGGUGAGACAGGCAAGGACAGGGAAAAGUCCCAUUCGUGGUUGAGCACCGGCUGGUUCACCAUGGUGAUUGCGGUGGAGCUGUGUGACCAUGUGCAUGUCUAUGGCAUGGUCCCCCCCAACUACUGCAGCCAGCAGCCCCGCCUGCAGCGCAUGCCGUACCACUACUAUGAGCCCAAGGGGCCGGAUGAGUGUGUCACCUACAUCCAGAACGAGCACAGCCGCAAGGGCAACCACCACCGCUUCAUCACUGAGAAGAGGGUCUUCUCAUCCUGGGCCCAGCUGUAUGGAAUCACCUUCUCCCACCCCUCCUGGACCUAGGCUGCCCUGCCUGUGGGGCUCUUAGGGACAAGGAGACGGGCUUUCCACUCAGCCACUCAACCAGGGGCCAUCGUCUGGCCUGUGGAGGCUGGCCGGAGUGUCUUCUGGCCAAUCUGGGCCUUGUAGAAGACUUACCCUCCAGCCAGUGAGGGCUGGGGGGUGUCUCUUGACCAAUCAGGGAUUUGGGCUUCUAUGUGGUUAAUCGGGGUGUUAGGGUACUUCUUGUCCAGUCAGGGUCUAAGCAUAGUCAAUCAGGGUAUUUCUGAGUAAUCUGGGGCUAAGGACAUGUCCUUUCUCUUGAGGCCUUGGUUCAGGGCCCCAGGGUGGACCCCAGAUCACUCCCUAUUAGCUGGGACACUGGGGUCCCAUCCCGAGCAGCUGGGAACUUCAUGUGGCCCCUUCACUCCCCAGAGCUAAGAGGAGGUUGCGUGAGGGUGGGAGCUGUCUGGAGGCCGGGCUGGGGCAUUGUUGGGGUUGUGGGGGUUCCGGAGGUGGGAGGUCGGCAUCUGGGUCCUGGCUCUGCCCCGAGUGGCCUUGGACAAACCCCUUGCCCCCUCUGUCACCCUUCUGCCUGUGUCAGGUUCUAAUGUGGAGUCUGAGACCCCCUCCCACCUCCCCCACUGAUAGCCUGGGGUCUGUCCCCACAAGGAAAGACUGGGCCCUUCCAGCACCAGCCCUUGCUGGGGGACUCAGCUUCCCUAAGGCCUGGGGUUCCCUUCCCCACUGCCUCCUGGAAACAUAAGGGUGUUUUUGUGCAGACACUCCCAGGGUUUGGGAGACUCUGGCAGGAACCCGAAGCAGCUGUUUUCUUAGCCCCUCCACCCAGCUGCCCCUUGCUUGGCUCUUGAAGAGCCAGGCCCCCUUUUCUGUCAUCAGCAGUGAGGCUUUCCACCUGUCAGAGGAGCCUUUGGGGCUGAGAAAGGGGAAACCCAGCCAAAUGUGGUUUCAUGCAGCCCCUUUGUCUGCAAUUGCUGGAGUCUUCCAAGGGUCUCCCCAAACUGGGCCUGGGAAGGCUCCAGGGGUUUAGGAGCUGUGCCACCUGGGUUCUGUCCCCUCACUCAACAUCAGGCACUUUAUUGCUGGGCCUCAGUGGGCUGGGUUUGCCCCCCUGCUCUUCCAGAGCCUGGAAGGAAAACUGGAGGGCUUCCUGGAGAAGGCUGUGGAGUGGGAGGGGUCAGGUGGAGGAGGGGGAGGCCAGUAGCAGCCAUUGCACACUGGAAUGGGGCGGGGUGGGCCUGCCACUGCCCCAGAGUUGGUUUUGUAUGAUUUGUACAGGAAUAAAUGCAUCUAAGCUCUGGCUGUGGUUCCUGAGUCUCCCGGAUGCCCCCUCUGG